AUGUGUAUCAAGGCGGUCCGGAAGUUCGUGCGUCUCGGGUGUUUUGAAACUUUGUUCUGGAAGAACCACGAGCAUUUGCCGCAAGAUGGGAGCCCGAGAGAGCCGGGUGUGCUCGAGGCUUGUUGUAUUGGAGCUCAUCGACUCAAUCAUGUAAGAUUUUUUUUCAGGUUUUUGCUAUGGGACCAAACAUUUAUAAUAUUUUUUUUAGUUUUCAAAAAGUCCGUCAUUAUGACGGAUGAAUCUGUCCUAAUAUUACCAAUUUUUUUUAUGGACUUAAAAUUCUUCAUUUUUAAUUGGAAGGAAUUUUUUUUUAAAUAAAAGUUUUCGUGCCGAGACUCAAAAAUUUGAAAUUUAAAAAAAAAUCCGCCAUAAUGACGAUACUUCAAAAGAAUGUCUUGUCUCUAUUUUCUAGCCCCAAAUUUACACUAUAAAUCCGUCAAUAUGACUUGUUUCCCAGACAAUUAAGGAAAUUUUGGGUCUCGCCACGAAAACUUUGAGAACUUGAAAUAUUGACUUUUUUCAGCCUAUUACUUUUCAAUUUCCUAUUUAUUCAUUUUCAGCGUCUAACCUUCAUCUUUGCCAUUAUUGGAAUAAUCUUUGCGAUCCUCUACACUUCAUUGUUCAUCUAUCUGGAACUCCCUUGGUUCGUGGUUGUGUUGCCGAUUAUUGAACUCGUUUUUUCUAUUCUUGUACUAAUUGGGAAUAUGGAGAAUCGCCCCUGGAUGUACUGGCCGCAUUUCGUUUGGAAUGUAAGCUUGCGAAGCUAAAAGUAAAAGAAAUAUGGAGUUUUUAUCAGUCUGUCGGGAAAAUAAUGAGCACUCUGUCGCAUCGAAAAUAUCAUCGCCGGCGAGAAAAUGCGUACGUCGCGGCAAAACCAAAUUGUUUUUUCCUUCAGCGACGUGAUCGGCGCAGCGGCAUUGUGCUCAUUACAGGGUCUUUCAAGAAAUGUGCAGGAAAGUAGGAGGCUAUAACUUUCGGCGGAGGCGGCGCAGAGAGUUCGUUUUUGGAAUAUGUAUUUUUCAGUGACAUUAUUUUUUGCCUACGAAAUAACAAGCUUUUAGAGUGCAAACUGAGGUCGCUACGACCUUCUGAAGUAAAGGCAUCUCUACCCCGAAAACCAGGUUUUUUCGGUUGAAAAUGAUCGAGAAAUUUCGGUCUUUUUCGGUUGGAAAUCACCAAGAAAUGUCGGAUUUUUUCAGGGGUUCCGAUAGAGUUGACGUUGAAAAAAGGGAAGGAUGUUGCCAACACGUUGGAAAUUUAGCAAAUAUUCGGCUAGCCUCAACUUGGGGCAGAUUUCGAGUUUAUUUUUCGGUAUCUUCCGCGAAGAAGCGUGACAUCAUUUAGGGAUUUGAGGAACCUGGAAUCGGCUAGCCAAGACACCAGAAUGGCUGUGAAGUCUUAUAAAAACUAGUCAAAUGGUGUAAUGGGCGUUAAAGGACAGGAAUGACAACCAAACUUUUAAACUGCUAACAAAAACUGGUUGGCUAGCCAAAGUGUCAGAAUGAAGAGCAGCCGAAUAUUUGCUUAAUUUUCAACGUGUUGGCAAUUCCCUUCCCUGUUUUCAACGUCAGCUCUAUCGAAACCCCCCCAAAAAACCCGACAUUUCUCGGUGAUUUUCGACCGAAAAACUCUGAAAUUUCUCGAUCAUUUUCAACCGAAAAACCCUGGUUUUCGGGGUAGCGAUGCCUUUACUUCAUAAGGUCGUAGCGACCUCAGUUUGCACUCUAAAAGCUUGUUAUUUCGUAGGCAAAAAAUAAUGUCACUGAAAAAUACAUAUUCCAAAAACGAACUCUCUGCGCCGCCUCCGCCGAAAGUUACAGCCUCCUACUUUCCUGCACAUUUCUUGAAAGACCCUGUAUUUUCCCGACAGACUGAUAGGUUUUGGGCCCAAAAAUUGGCCGAAAACCGCCACUGUGUGUCGGGAAAAUAACGUGGAUUCGUCGCGGCUUGGAAUCGCCCAUGAUCGCUUGAAACGUGCUCGUUAUUUUCCCGACAGGCUGAUAGUUGGGCCAAAAAGUCUUGACACGUUUUUGCGCCUUGCGAGAGAACUCAUAAGCACUAAUUUGCAUAUCUUACACCAAGCUCUAAACCAUUUUCAGUCAAAAAGUAUCAAAAGCGAUCAUUGAUACUUUUUUUUGUAAAUUUUGCUUCUUUGAGUUUCGCAUACAAAAUUUCACCUGAAAUCAAAAAAAAAAUCACUAUAACUUUUACUUUACAUCGAGAAUUAAACAAACAUUUUUUUCAAUUUUUUUCAAAAAAUCUCAUUUUUUACAUUUUUCGUUCAAAAAUUUGCGUUUUCCAGUUCUUCCUAGUCGUCCUGUUCCUUCUACUUUGCCUCAUCUUCCUGCUCGGUGGUUUGGCGUACGCUCGUCGCGAUGACUACGCCGAAAAAGAGGCGGUCGGAAUUUUCCCCAAGGCAACUCGAGCCCAAAUCUACAUCUACGGGCUGUUAAUCAUCUUGGGCCUGUUUUUCCACGCAGUUCUGGCCGCGGUUUAUGUUGCGUUUUCGUAUCGUGAUUACAUGUGGAUGCGAGACUAUUUGGUAGAUCAGCGCUACAACAAAGAGGAUGGGAAGAUUUAUCCGGCAAAUGUUGUGAGACCAUUGGAAAUUGUCCCACCGAAGGAUUAUUAUUCCAAUUCAGCGGGACAUCCCUGUAUGUUUUUGAAAUUUUUGGGAAUUUAGUAUUAACAAAAAACAGUUUGCGUAGCAAAUUCGUUAAAAAAAUUUUUUUUUGCUUUUCCACAUAUUAAAAAAUCUCAGUCUGUCGGCAAAAUAAUGAGCAUUCUGCCGCAAUUAAAAUCGCAUCGCCGCUGUGAAAAUGAAUUGUGUCGCGACAAAAUCAAAUUGCUUUUCACUUCAGCGACGCCAUCGGCGCAGCGACAUUUUGCUCAUUAUUUUCCCGACUGACUGAUAAAAAACAAAAAAUGCAUAGCAAAUAGCAAAAUUGCCAAAAAAAGAUGUUUUGCCGCCGGGGACCACCGAGAUUUUUAGGCCGGGACCUGGCAAAAAUGAAAGGUUUUUUUUAAGGAUUUUCGCAUAAAAUUUUUUCGUACCUGUUUCUAUACUGGAGAGGCAAGUGUAAAAAAAAAUCCACCAAAAAUCUUUUCCGCGUAAAACUCACUCAAGUGAAAAGCGAUUUGAUUUUGCCGCGACACAAUUCAUUUUUCCCUAUGCGAUUUUCGAUGCGACAGAGUGCUCAUUAUUUUCCAGGCGGACUGAUAUUUUAUUGCCUUUGCCGAGCUUUAUCAAAAAACUUUUCUCCAAGAACCCCCAAAACAUUUUUAAAAACUAAAAAUUUUCAUUUUCAGCCUACGAUCUGUACACUCCCCCGCUAAGUGCGGACGACCGGCAACGCAUCGAAGAGGGGCAUCACGUGCAUUAUGUUCCCAUUCGAAUCGAACGAGACGAGCGUUCCAAUUCGCGCGGCAAAUCCUUUGUCGACGCGUUCACGAACAAAGAAACGUUGAGCGAUAAAUUCGCGAAAAACCCCGUGUUGCAUACCGCCGAAAUUUCGCCGAGAUCCCCGCAACAACACAAAAAAUUCUAA
Bursaphelenchus xylophilus (pine wood nematode) is the source of this 3548-nucleotide messenger RNA. NCBI's taxonomy places the organism in Eukaryota, Metazoa, Nematoda, Chromadorea, Rhabditida, Aphelenchoididae. The record is from the annotation of a GenBank genome assembly.